GGUGUUUAGAUGCGGAUGUACACCAGUCUGGGAGGCUAAAGUGGAGCCCGGGAUGGGUGGAGUUCUGAGUUCUGCAGGAUCCCGGUCAGGCUGGGAGUAAGGACCAUGCUUCUGCUUCCAUUACUCCCUGUCCUUCUGUGUGUGGUGAGUGUGUCCUCAUCAGGGUCACAAACCUGUGAGGACACCCUGAAGACUUGCUCUGUGAUAGCCUGUGGCAGAGAUGGGAGAGAUGGACCCAAAGGGGAGAAGGGAGAACCAGGUCAAGGGCUCAGGGGCUUGCAGGGCCCUCCAGGGAAAUUGGGGCCUCCAGGAAGUGUUGGAAGCCCUGGAAGUCCAGGACCAAAAGGCCAAAAGGGGGACCAUGGAGACAAUAGAGCCAUUGAGGAGAAGCUGGCAAAUAUGGAGGCAGAGAUAAGGAUCCUGAAAUCAAAACUGCAGCUAACCAACAAGUUGCAUGCCUUCUCAAUGGGCAAAAAGUCUGGGAAGAAGUUGUUUGUGACCAACCAUGAGAAGAUGCCCUUUUCCAAAGUGAAGUCUCUGUGCACAGAGCUCCAAGGCACUGUGGCUAUCCCCAGGAAUGCUGAAGAGAACAAGGCCAUUCAAGAAGUGGCCACAGGCAUUGCCUUCCUAGGCAUCACGGACGAGGCGACUGAAGGGCAGUUCAUGUACGUGACAGGGGGGAGGCUCACCUACAGCAACUGGAAAAAGGAUGAGCCAAAUAACCAUGGCUCUGGGGAAGACUGUGUCAUUAUAUUAGAUAAUGGUUUGUGGAAUGACAUUUCCUGUCAAGCUUCCUUCAAGGCUGUCUGCGAGUUCCCAGCCUGAGGAAACGAGUGCCUCCAUAUUCUCCUUGCCUCCUCUCUGGACUCUCACUUGCUUCCAAAGAAAAUUCAGUACUUGUUUCUCAAGCCGAGCAUUACGUGAUUCUUUUGAGGGGAGAGGAUAUAUUUGGUUGUGGCAUGAGGACAUGAAUGGAAGCUGACCAUGAGGCACCAGGGUCUGGUUGAGCACAGAGCAAAGGUCACACCCGUUUUGCUAGGAAUACAGCAAGGAAUCGUCAAUAGAGAACCUACAAUAAAUAGCCAGCCACCCCGCCUUUUCACCAAAGGAUCAAAGGCUGGCCAUACCUGUGCCCGAGUGGUAGCUGAUCUCAGCCAUAAAAGCAUCCAAUUUCCUUUCUCCGUGAAUUGUCACUAAGAGGUACCAAACUUGCCUGUUUGAAGCCAUCCUCUGUUUAUACGGCGUUCUUGCCUAUUGUGUGUUUCUUUACAUGUAUCUAUGUUUGGUGGAGAAUGGAAGAGAGCUAACACUUCUGGAUACUUACUAUACCCCAGGCAUAGGCUAUCUAGAUCCUCUCUGUGACUGAGCUGUUGCUUUUAGGCUCCACAUAAUGCCCCAGGAGCCCUCUGUCUACCUGACUGUAAAGAAGGACAGCAACCUUUGUGAGUAAACACACUCAGUCCUAAGAACUCCCUGCCAAGGAACGGUGUCCCCCCUUUACUCACUCUGUACCCUAAGAAUGAAAUGCUGCCUUUUCGUCCUUCAUUGAUAUGUGAGAUUGAUGUGAUAUUGUGUUCUCACAACAUAGAAAUAUGCAGAUGGUCAUUCAGGGGGUGUCCAUCUCACAAUGUUAGUCCCCACUAUCCAGCGUCUCUUCCUUUUACUGAUCAUCUUAUAUGGAUCACUGAGCCCAUUAUCAGUUCAUAGAGAGGAAAGUCCUGUAGGUAGCUUUUCUCAUAAGUAGUUAAAUGAUGCUACCUCAGCGGCCAGGACUGGACUUCCCUCCUUCACAGUUCUGGUUCUUUCUUGGUCCAAGGUUUCGAUCUAUUGUGGCCAUGACGUUUUUGUUUUCCACUUAUCCGAGGGUAAGUUGAGCUGAGAUUCAAUAGCACAAUGAGUCAAGCCGGAAGAAGGUGAAUUCUGGCCCCAGCUGCUUGCUGUUCACAAGUGAGAUUGGAAAACAUCUUAUGAAUGAGCUAACAGCUAACAGCUAAAGCUCCUCACUGAGGAGGCUUUGUUCACUUCCAUUUGUCUUUUACUUCUCCCAAACUGCCAGGGAAAGCACUCUGGAGUCAUUUGAUGGCCGAUGGAUAUUUGUUCAAUGGAUACAGCAAACAUUUACAAAUGGAUGGAUAAGUUGACUACUAGGCAGUCAAGGUCAGUCUGUGUGCUGCUUCCACAAAACUUUCCCAGCCGGUGUGACAAGUAGAGUCCCAGCCGGUGUGACAAGUAGAGUGGGACCUUCAGAAGGCACCAGGGCCAGCAGAGUGCAGGUGGCAGGACCAUGUGCCUUGGUUUCUAGCACACCUGUAUUGUCACAUUACUGAACGUUCUUCAGAUAACACACACUUGUGAUAUAGAACAGAAUUAUUCACUGGUUCAUUUUGAAUCCAGAUGUUUAAAUACAGGCACUGGGGAUGGCUUAAGAUACAGAGUACGUCUACAGGAUAAAUUAGAAUUAUAAAUGUAGAUUAUCCAAGAAAUGGGGACUUGGGUUUAAAUUAUGUCUGUGAGUGAGUUUCCUUUGGUAGAAAUGCAAGACACAGCUAUUGGGGGGGGGGGUCAUAGUUUGUUUCAUGUGAAAAAUUUUUAAAAACUGAUAUUCAAAGACCGAGAGACUCAUGAUCCAAGUUCCAGCCUGAAUUCUGUAUCCUAUGACUGAAGGGCCUGCUCAUCAGGACAGUCUUUCUCUGGACUCAGACACCUCUGCUGUUGAUAUUGCCAGCUGUGUUCCAGCCAGAGGUAGGAACAAAGGUUUCUAGUCAAAGGCUUGUCACUUAUACUAGAUAAAUAACAUCCUUCCUGGGACCAGGCAGCCUCCUUUCUCUGUGGCUGUCAGAGGUCAACCAGCUCAAAGGGCCAGGCCAUAGUCUUGACCUUUGGGCAUGGUUUCACUGUAGAGCCUUUGCCCUAAGACUGUUUGCUUGCUGUUAUGUAACAGAUCUGUACUUUGGUAAUUGUCAGGAAUUUGGGGUUUUUCCACAUACGAAUUAGCCAGGAAAGGAUCAGUUGUCAUCUGAGGCCCAGGCUAGAGAUGCCAGGAAGUUGGUUUUAAAAAGCCAUGUUACUGUGGUAACCCUAAGUGGCUGAUGAGUUACUGAAGAGAGAGAGAGAGAGAGAGAGAGAGAGAGAGAGAGAGAGAGAGAGAGAGAGGUGUUCCUGACAAGAGACAAGCUGGGAAGCAGUGACCUGUGUACCAAGUACGAACCAGUCUGCUCUUAGCUGAUACAACUACCACAUUCAAAAGCGAUAGAAUUCAGUUAGGCAUCUACUAAGGAAACACAAGCCUUAAGCUAGGUUAGCCUCUGGCAGCAUGUGAUCUAGCUUGUGUUGUCCUGGCAGUCCAUGUGUAUUCUAUGUAGCCCUUUAGAGCAGUGGCUGGCAGAAUUGACUAGAAUCAUGACAUUGUCUAAAAUCUCUGGUCCUGUUAAAUUUUUCUUAAAAGCUCCCACCAUUGUGAGGUUCUCAGGUGAUCAAGUUGUUUGGCAAGGUGUCUGGAAAUCACCAUCCCAAGAAAUAAGUCACCCUGGUGACUUGUGUACAUCUUUUACCCAUGCCAGAAGGCAGACUUUCUUCAUUUUCUGGAGGCCUCCCAUGAUUAAAGGGGUUCUGCUUUAUUUAUAGUGUCUGUCCAUUAACACUCUCUUCCAACUACCCCCUACAUAUAACCUGUUGCUAUCCAAACCCAUCAGUACACAUCCUAAGGUCUUAAAAUCUCCCAUGACUUUAGAGAAUAACAGAGCUAGGACUGAAAGGCCCUGAGGAGUUGUCAGAGUAUGAGAGGUGCUGAGUUCAUGAAGUCUCAUGAAGGCACUUGUGUGACCAGGACUCGUACUGUUGUACAUAUUUUUGAGCACAUACAUGUGUCUGUAUGGCAAUCAACAGACCCAAAGCCUAAAGCUCCCCGCACGUCGUUGCCAGCAACUCAUCCCAGCCUUCUUCCAUCUGUGCCCAGGUCUCUUCUUCUCUGGUGAAUAUUCCAGAGGCUCUAGUCGAAGAGUAUGCAUGUUGGUCAUGGACAAACUGUCCACAAAUGGCCCUAGAUGUGUUGAGGAGGCUGUGGAACCAGCAAUGACUGCUCAGGCACUGGUAUAACAUUGAACAAACUUUAGAUCUUGCCAAUAUUGUCUUUAUCCAACUCAUCUGACCAGUAAAUCUAAGUUGGUCCCAGCUUUGUCUUUUUACUCUUGUUUUUAUUUUCCUCUCAGCAACUGUAGAUAUUUGAUAUCAGUUUGGUUACACACACACACACACACACACACACACACACACACACACACACACAUCAGUGUUACAAUGUCAUUAGAAGUAAGGAUUGAUUCCAUACUACUUGAGUUCAAAUUCUGACUUCACCAUGAUGCGGCUGUGCGACCCUUGGCAGGUCACAUACAGACUCUGUGCCCCUGUUCCCUUUUUGGUAAAACUGGAAUGACAAUUGUGCCCAUGUCUGAAGGUUUCACCAACGACAGAUAAGCUGUUAUCAGUGAAGCCAUUACAACAACAUUUACUUGGAAAUAAUGCCACACCAGCAGUAGCCGUGCCUCCGUGAGUUUUCCAAAGCUACACCACUCACCUCAGCAGUUCCAGUGUCCAGAAUGGGUGGGAGUCACUUAUGAGCUCAAUUGAUGGCUGACAAACAUAUUUAUGAAUGAGUUCACGAGUGAAUUAAUCUGACUCCAGAUGUGAGACUCUACUUAUCUCCAGAGAUUAACCUGGGACUGAGCUGGAUUCCAGAAAAGCAGUGGGUUCUUUUUGGAAGACGGCUAUGAGCAUAGUCUACUUUCUCAGGUAACAGCCCUAGCCCUGUCAGCAGUGGCCUCAUGCUGCCCUCUGCUGGUUGUCUUGAAGGCAGGGCCAGCAUGCCCUGAGAGUCUCAGAAGCAGAAAGGUUCAGAAGAGCUUUAGGCUCCUUCUAAAUUCUAGCCUAAGCCUUCUAACCUAAGUUCUAGUCCCUUGUCUAGAACUUGUGUUAGUCCUGUUGCUUUAUCUCCUCUGCCCUUAUUGCUGCAUCCACUUGGAUCUUCUGUACAACUUCCAGGCCUCAUGAUGAUGCCUGCUCUUGCUGACUAUAAAUCCCCUGCAUGACAAGGCUCUGCAGCAAUAUAUAGCCUAUUCCUUACAUCAGUGUCUAUUCUAUCUCAAAUAUAGACUGUAAACUCUUUAUAGAGGGACUUCUAUCACUUUAACCCUCUUCCCUACCCACAUAGUUAUGUCUAGAGUGACUUCAUGUUCCCUCAAGACAGGAUAUCAUUGCUGCUGUAUGGUCUUCUGGGUCAGGUGGACUUCCAUUUUCCUUUGCUCCGCAUCAGCAGGGGAAAAUUGGGGAUUUUCUCUGAAGUAGGUUCUUUUUUAAGAACACAACAAAUCAUUCACUUGCAAUGUUUGCAGUGACCUCAAAUAAUCUUAAAAGUGAAGGGAUGCUUCACUUAGAGUGUAAUUAAGGAUGCUCCAUGCAGCCUGUUGGAGACCCAUGAGACAGAGGGUCAGUGUACAGUGGGAUGCUGGAGGCAUCUUCCAUACCUCAUAAGAGGAGGGCAAUGUUGUGCCACCAGCUGUAACUAAACUCUUCAGCACUGUCUUGCCUUUGGUUCUUCCAAUGGGAGGAAACACCAGGAUUCUUUCCAAGGUCCUAGAAAGUAUCUUUACUUGUCUCACUAAUGAAUUUCAAAGGCAUUCCCCUUGAUCAGUGUGUCCCAACCUACUGAGUCGUGUCCUUUUAAGCCAAGGGUGGUGGACGUUAGCACAUCUAUCCUAUUUCUUACCCUUGCCAAUGGCAGAUAUUCGAGGGAAGCUGGGCUAAGUCAUGAUGUUCAAUAGGUUAAGUGUAUUAAAUAAAUGCGUUUUCAAUUUGUAA
Mus musculus (house mouse) is the source of this 5853-nucleotide messenger RNA. RefSeq names its product mannose-binding lectin (protein A) 1 (gene Mbl1). The transcript has 5 exons. Gene Ontology annotation, cellular component: extracellular region. The record is from RefSeq and is a predicted model, not a curated record. Lineage: Eukaryota; Metazoa; Chordata; Mammalia; Rodentia; Muridae. Gene Ontology annotation, biological process: complement activation, lectin pathway; antibacterial innate immune response. Bases 106 to 825 code for a protein of 239 amino acids.